Molecule: messenger RNA, 399 nt
Organism: Lodderomyces orthopsilosis Co 90-125
Lineage: Eukaryota; Fungi; Ascomycota; Pichiomycetes; Serinales; Debaryomycetaceae
Exons: 1
Coding region: 1-399 (132 amino acids)
Source: RefSeq, a predicted model, not a curated record
AUGGCACUACGGAAUUAUCUUUAUGCAAAGCAUGAUCCCAAUCUUGAAAUAAGUACCAGGAUUAACAAAGCAUCAGCACCUGGGCAAACAACUACAAACCACAUGCCAUCAUCAUCUACUACUGCUCCAGCUAGACAUACAAUUCCAAGAAACGCUCAACACCAUCAUGCUCAAGAACAUGCAUUUCUUUCUCAACAAGUGAAUAAAGUGGCUCGAGACUUGAAUGAUUUCAGCCUAGAUGGAAAGAAUUGCACUAAACUGUGUGAAUCAUGCAAAUGUGAAAAGGAAGGUAAAGGAGGCAACAGUUUGGAUGAAACGGUAAGCCGUCACGGUAAUGUCCAACCAAGUUUAAGAGUGGAAGUGGCUGAUAAUGAGAUUGAUUUCACUAAUGCUAUAUGA